AUGAACUCCACUCACCACUCUGGAACGCGCACCUCUCUCCACUUCUGGAAUCGCAGCAGCUACGGACUGCACGACAAUGCCAGUGAGUCCCUGGGCAAGGGCUACUCUGACGGAGGUUGCUAUGAGCAACUUUUUGUCUCUCCUGAGGUAUUUGUGACUCUGGGUGUCAUAAGCUUAUUGGAGAACAUUCUGGUGAUUGUGGCAAUAGCCAAGAACAAGAAUCUGCAUUCGCCCAUGUACUUUUUCAUCUGUAGCCUCGCUGUGGCUGACAUGUUGGUGAGCGUUUCAAAUGGAUCGGAAACCAUCGUUAUCACCCUACUAAACAGUACAGACACUGACGCACAGAGCUUCACGGUGAAUAUUGAUAAUGUCAUUGACUCUGUGAUCUGUAGCUCUUUGCUGGCCUCAAUUUGCAGCCUGCUUUCCAUUGCAGUGGACAGGUAUUUUACUAUCUUUUAUGCUCUCCAGUACCAUAACAUUAUGACAGUUAAGCGGGUUGGGAUCAUUAUAAGUUGUAUCUGGGCAGCUUGCACGGUUUCGGGCAUCUUGUUCAUCAUUUACUCGGACAGUACUGCUGUCAUCAUUUGCCUCAUCGCCAUGUUCUUCACCAUGCUGGCUCUCAUGGCUUCUCUCUAUGUCCACAUGUUCCUGAUGGCUAGGCUCCACAUUAAACGCAUUGCUGUCCUCCCAGGCACUGGCACCAUCCGCCAAGGUGCCAACAUGAAGGGAGCAAUCACCUUGACCAUACUGAUCGGAGUCUUUGUUGUCUGCUGGGCCCCAUUCUUUCUCCAUCUAAUAUUCUACAUCUCUUGUCCCCAGAAUCCAUACUGUGUGUGCUUCAUGUCUCACUUUAACUUGUAUCUCAUCCUGAUCAUGUGUAAUUCCGUCAUUGAUCCUCUAAUUUAUGCACUCCGGAGUCAAGAACUGAGGAAAACCUUCAAAGAGAUCAUCUGUUGCUAUCCUCUCGGAGGCCUUUGUGAUUUGUCUAGCAGAUACUAA
This is a messenger RNA of Loxodonta africana (African savanna elephant), 999 nucleotides long. It is a transcript of the gene MC4R, whose product is annotated as melanocortin 4 receptor. Lineage: Eukaryota; Metazoa; Chordata; Mammalia; Proboscidea; Elephantidae. Gene Ontology annotation, cellular component: cytoplasm; plasma membrane. Gene Ontology annotation, molecular function: melanocyte-stimulating hormone receptor activity. The transcript has a single exon. The record is from RefSeq and is a predicted model, not a curated record. Gene Ontology annotation, biological process: regulation of metabolic process; adenylate cyclase-activating G protein-coupled receptor signaling pathway. The coding region runs from base 1 to 999 and encodes 332 amino acids.